Messenger RNA from Oryzias latipes (Japanese medaka), 4461 nucleotides. RefSeq lists its product as uncharacterized. The record is from RefSeq and is a predicted model, not a curated record. Gene Ontology annotation, cellular component: nucleus. NCBI's taxonomy places the organism in Eukaryota, Metazoa, Chordata, Actinopteri, Beloniformes, Adrianichthyidae.
GUUGAGCUGCGACGCUGCUGUUGUUUUCUUCAUUCAGAUGAACCUCCAGCGCAGCGCCGUCAGCUACCAGGGAAAACCUUCGACAUCCCUCCCAGAGAACCAAACCUCCCCGUCGGUCCUCUUCAGGAGGAACGAACAAACAAACCACCACUCAUUUUUGUUAUUGUCAUUUAUUCGUUUUUUUUUAUUUUAUUUAUUUUUUAUUCAUAACAGCUUUUGAGGAUGCUACGCGCGCGGCACACGACUUUCAUCGAAGCGCGCGAGCGAUUCGAAGUUGCUAAUUAACUGAUAUACGUAUUCGAGAAGCGCGUGAGGUUUGCGCGCGUGCUGCAGGUAUUUUUGUUGAGUAGUGUUUGUUUCCCCCAUUUUUUUUAUCAAAUCAACUGGGCUUGGAUUUGAACCGUCAUUACAAAGCAAGUGUGGAGCCGAGGACGAGCUCAAGACCAUUUAAGACAGACCACGAUCGGAGAGAGAGAUGACCCUCGUCUUGUCCAUGAAUCCUUUCUUGGAUGCAGAGGGAAACCCUCCGCCCUCCACGUUCCCCCCCAUUUGGGAGUCGGAGCGCUUCGCUAAGGCCUGCCUGUCGAGUCGCGCUGUACCACGCAGCACCGAGGAGCAGUUCACACAAGAAGCUCACUGUAGACGAGCUCCUGACCAUGUCUCCGUAUCGAGGAUCGCUUACUUCAAGAGGAAGUUUGUGGAUGAAGAGGAGUCACCUUUCAGCUUCAGGUCCUACUGCCACACUGUUGCACCGGUUCUGGAGGAGCGUGCUCACGUGCUCCGCCUCUCCCUGGAGAAGAUGCGAUUCAUCGACGACCCCGAGUUAUUCCUGCGCCGCUCCGUCCUCGUGAAUAACCUCCUCCGGCGUCUGCGAGCUGAGAUCCUGCUCCAGAGCAGUGACUUGUGCUUUCCCCCGGGCCCCCCCUUCACUGCUGGCCCCUGCAUCCUCCCGGCCGGCGCCGGGCCCGCCCACCAGCUGCUUCACAGAGCCAUGCCCUCCCGGAUCUGCUUAGCCCCCCAGGCCAGGCCGCCACUGCGCAAGCGCUUGCGGACAGUCGGCGGAGUACAGGGGGAACUGCGGCCCGACUGCGCCCAGACCUGCUGCUGCAUCUACGCUGCGGCCGCCGCUGCAGGCCACUACAUCCACUUCCCCUUCUCCAUGUACGACGCAGCUCUCUCCAGCUGCCCCCCCACACCACACUCCUCUUCAUUCUUCCAGCUAGCCGGCCACAGCAAGCUAGGCCUAACCAUGGUUGUUGAUGACGACGAGGAUGAGGAUGCUGAGGAGGAGGAGGAGAAUGAAGAGGAAGAACAUCGGGCAGAGGUGGAUGAAGAAGACGACGAACAAGAGCAGUCGGGCCCCUGUGUUGAUGUUAAAGACAAAGUCAGACAGGCUCUGGGUCACAAACACAAGAAGAAGGACAACUGCCAUGUGGAGGAGGAAGGAGACGAACCAGAGGAAAACGGAGAGGAGGAAGAGGACGAGGAAGAGGAGAAAGGUACGAGUCCGUGUCUUUGGGGUUCAGACGAAGAAAGCCAGAGAUUUCGCUUGUGGCGCCGCAGAGCCCAUAGACAGUAACCCCAAACGAUCAACACCGGAGGAAAAUGCACCGACGGCCGCAUCUGCAAUCAGUUGGAAACCAUUUCUCUCGUUUUGCAAACCAAGCGAUCUGUUUACUUUAAUAAUGCCAAGUCAUGUGGACGUUAAAGGUCUGACAUGUGGCACGCAGACAGAGGCCCUUCUCUGUUUGAUGAAGGAAAACCUGAAAGCUCUGGUUUUUUCCCCGACAGCGCCGUUUUAAAACAUUUCUAAAAUACGAGAUCACAUAUCAGGGGAUCUUAAAGCGCAAAUGUGAAGUGAAGCUUGCUAUUGCACUGAAUCAAGGCUAUUCAAGCACAACAGCCUCCCAUGUGGGGCCUCUUAUUGGUGCAACGGUCUUUCAGGACCCUAAACAAAUCCCAGAAUGAACGGGUUGUCUGCUUGGAGGUGUGUGUUUGCAGAAUAUGAUGUAGCAUUAAAAAAAAAGGAUUUUAGCCAGUUCUGUUGAUUAAUCCACUCAUAUCUCUGCGUGCCUGUUUCUUUUUGUGGCAGUCUCAGGCAUCAGCAUGUGCUGCAGCGUGUAAAAUUCAGAUUACUUUAUGACAACACAAUCAUAUGAAUUGUUAACUUGCAAAGAAAAGUGCCUUAGUGUUUUUCCCGAAUACAUGUAUAUUGUGUGUUUAUGUGAUUGUUUGAGUUACUAAGUGGCUACUUUGCAUAAUCAAUGACUGCUUCGGCAUAUAACGGGAUAGGAGCAUGUCGUUAGAUGCAGAGGAGCUUGUAAAUGUUUUUGUUUAGGAGUCAGAAGCAAAUAUCCUCACCUCAAGUGUUUGUUUCUACAUCAAAAUGCAUGAUUUCAAGCAAAAUCCUUUGCUAAAAAAGAAGAAGAAGAAAAAAAAGCACAAACACCUUCAGCUUUGAACGACAGAAGUUUAUCACUUGAUCAUUCCUGUCUUAAUAUUCAUCAUCCAAGAAAAACCUUGUUUGGUUUUUUUCUCUCAGAAUUUCUUGAAAAGUGCAAAAGUAUCAAGAAAACAGUAAUAAACACUUUGGGGAAACAAAUUGGUUAACCUAGAGGCAACAAAUUAGGUGUUAAAACGGUCAAAACUCUUUUAUAUCCAUUUUUUUGUGACAGCUGUGUGGUUUAAUCUGCAGAAUGAAGAUGAAUUUAGGAGGAACACACGCAUGUACUGUUUGAAAGACGCUUUGUAGAAAGCUCCUUUAAAAUGAGUCGAAUAAAUCGCAAAUCUUAAGACAUAAACAGAAGACUUUGUCACAUCUUUCCUUUUGAAUCACAGUUGUUUAUAGAUUACCCUGAGAUGAAAAACACAACGUUGGUUGGAACGAAUUGUCAUUAUUUGCAGGUAGAACAAGGUGAUAUGACCUUCAGUGCUUGAAAACAAUAAGAAAUUUGAUUUUUGAUUUGAUUUUCCUGCAAAGAAAAACAGACGUCUAUCAGUCUGUUCCAAAGUCUGGAUUAUUUCGUUUCUGGAAACGUUCUGGUGUGCAAAGCUGAAUUCAUCAAACAGUUAAACCCUGUAGCUUUAUGUACAGGACAAAUGCUGAGCUUGAAGUUGACCCUCAAAACCAAACUUCCAUAGUAUCUCACAAGUCAAACUAACUGAAAUGUAAUUAUUGCAGUUUUCUCAUCGAUUUAAAUCUUGCUUAAAUCGAUUGAACUCCCAGUGAAUUGACAAAAGUUUCUCAUGUAAAUCAAUGCAAACAACUCCAGACAAGUUCAAAGCAUCUGCAAAACAUUCCGACUAUUUCCCCCCAAAAAUAGUGUUUACAAUUCCAAAAACACAUGAAGGGAGCGCUGUAAAUCACACCAGCAGAUCAAUAACUUCUGCAAAUGUUUUGAGACAUUUUAGAAACAACCUGUUUGUGUGUCCUCGGAUCAGGACACACAAACACACAUCCUCCUGGUUCCAUCAGAGAUAAUCAAGCAUUUUAGUUUGUUGGUAAAGUUUGGUGUAGAUGGAGUUCCAUUGUGAUCCUCUGCAUGGCCUCCAUGGCCUCCAGCUUUGCACAAACACUAAAGCACACUGAUGGUAGCUACUCUGAGUCACUGACAGCGUAGCAUUUGGUCUCAUCUAUAAAAUAAUUCAAGGUAUGUGAUGCCAGUGGGAUAUUUACCCUCUUCAAAAUUCGUUUGAAUUCUUGAGUUUGUACGUAGUUCUUUCAGAAAUUGUGCUCAUGAUUUCAUUUGUUAUAUUUUGGUCCCUCAAAAAUACACAUUUCCCUCCAUUCCUUCUAAUGUCCUCGGAACAGAAUUUUUAAAAGCAAACGUCAACUCAGAUAAAUUUUGGUUGCCACUGAAAAGAAAUAAACUGGAAAGUCCACACAGAAAGAGGUACAGGGUAUAGAAAUGUGUCCUACUUUGGUUUGUUUGCUUAAAAGUCUUGGAAUGAGAUGAUUUCAGCGGUCAGAAAUGGAGAAAACUGGUCUGCUGGAACACAUGACUCAGACAACAACACAUCCAAAACAGUAUUUUUGGGUGGAAGAUUCAAUCACAAACCUGAACCAAAGUAAAAAAUCCUAAAAAAAUAUUUCACAAGGUGUUUUUCUUUUCUAUAGCUCCUCUAUGGCAUACUGCAGUUUAAAGCACAAGUUAUUUGAGUUUGACGUCCCUCGUGUUUUUAUGUCCGUGAUGAUGACAACAGCAGGUACAAAAGUGGACAUCGGGUCUGUUUACGUAAGCUCAUCGCAACAAGUAAGAAAAAAAAAAAGAUCAAUGUUGGUUAAUGGAAAAAUAUGACAAAGCAAUAUUUGUUUUGGGGCUGAAACGACCUGUUCAUUUUCUGUAAAAAAAAAAAAAAAGAAUUUGAAAAAACUUUUCACGUACAAGUGUGCUUCAAUAACUUUAUGUGAUGUUCUGUGACAAAUGUAUCAUUAAAAGGAUGGUUGUAAAAAAAAAAAAA